Molecule: messenger RNA, 2508 nt
Organism: Plasmodium berghei ANKA
Lineage: Eukaryota; Apicomplexa; Aconoidasida; Haemosporida; Plasmodiidae
Product: exoribonuclease, putative
Exons: 2
Coding region: 1-2508 (835 amino acids)
Cellular component (GO): nucleus
Molecular function (GO): nucleic acid binding; exonuclease activity
Source: RefSeq, a predicted model, not a curated record
AUGAAAAAAAAAAGAAAGUGUGGAAAAAAUGGACACAAUGGAAAUAAAAAUACAGGGGGGGAAUUAAGAAAUGUAAAAAGAAAAAUAGACGAAGAAAAUAAUACAAAAUUGGAAGUAUCAUUUUAUGGGCAUAGAAAUAUUUUACUUAAAGAUAUUCAAAAUUUUAUAAUAAAUUUAAGAAUAAAUAAAAAUAUUUUAAAAAAUAAUAUUUUUCAAAUAAAAAACAAUGAAAAUUUAACAAAUUUAAUAAUUAUGAUAAUACCUAAUUUAUCUUGUACAUAUAUAAGAGAUAUAACAACAGAUAAUGUUUUUAACAAAUUACAAAAAAAUAAUAAUUUUAGAAAAAUGCAAUUAGAAGAAAAUUGUGUAAAAAGCUCUUAUAGUAAUAUUAUUGCUAAAAUGUUAAAUAUACCAGUAUUCAAAAAUAAAGAAAAAACAAACAAUGUUGUGAAUUUUAAUAUAGAAAAUUUUUUAUUAACAAAAGAACAGAUGUUUUUAAAUAGAUACCCUAAUUCAGAUUCUGUUAAUUAUAUUAAUUUUGAUAAUAUUGACUAUAAAAAAAAAAAAAAAAAAAUUUCUGAUAUAAAAAAUUAUUUAUUUUCCUCUGUCAAUUCGGUGUAUAUUUCUACCCAUGAACCCAACUUUGAACCAAACAACUCUGAAAACAUCUCAGCAGAUGCACAUACUCCAAAUGGCAACACUAUCCAUGAUACAACUUCAAAAACUAAUUAUGUAAAAAAAAAAACUUUUACAGAUGAGCAUAUAGAAAUAUAUGCAAAAAUAUUAGAAAAACUUAUAAAUACAUCAUCGUCCAUAAGAUUAGAAAAAACAAAUAGGCAAUUAAGUUCAAAACCAAAAGUGGAUUAUCAAAAUAAUAAAAGAAAAAGCGAUGAAAUAAAAGAAAAUGUUGAUGGUAAUUCAAAAAUUAUAAGGAAUACAUUAUUAAAUGAUUGUAAAAUUGAUGAAAAUACUGAAAUGAUUUCUAAUGGUAAUAAUGAAGAUAUGGCGAAUCAAAAUAACAAAGCAGAUCUUAUAUGUGAUAAAGAAAGUGAAGAAACUAUAUAUGACAAUAUUAUAGAUGUAGAGAAUCAUGAACAUAAAAUAGAAACUAUUCUUAAAACAGAAUCAAAUCAAGAAUCCAAUACAAACAAAUUUGAAUUUGAUUUAAAUAAUAUUUUUAGUGUAGAUUGUGAAAUGUGCGAAACUUCAGGGGGGUAUAGAGAACUUACAAAAGUUACAAUAGUAGAUGCAUAUAUGAAUAUAAUUUAUGAUUCAUAUGUACUACCUGAUAAUAAAAUAACAAAUUAUUUAACAUUAUAUUCAGGAAUAAAUGAAAACACAUUAAAAAAUGUUCAUACAAAAUUAACAGAUGUACAAAAAGAACUAAAAAAUAUAUUAAAUAAUAAAUCAAUACUUGUUGGACAUUCUUUAGAAAAUGAUUUACAUGCUUUAAAAAUUAAACAUGAUUAUAUUAUUGACACUUCAGUUAUUUAUUCUAAUAAUAAUUAUAAUUUUUUAAAACCUUCUCUGUUUAACCUUUCAAAAAAGCAUUUAAAUAUUACAAUGGAAAGGGAAAACGGACAUAAUUCAAUAGACGAUGCUCGAAUUAGUAUGUUUCUAGCAUUAAAAAAGAUUAGCGAGUUUGAUAAUUCAGAAACUUAUUAUGGAUUCCAUCCACUUCCAUUAUUUAUGGAAAAAAAUAAUUAUUUAAAUGUAAAGAGUAAUUUUAUUAGUGAACAAGAUAUAAAUUCAAAGUAUAAUAAAAAUAUGUGUAUAUAUGAUUCUAAGAAUAUAUAUAUUGAAGAAAAAUUUUCAAAAUAUAUAAUGCGAAACUGUUUUUAUUGUCCAUGUGAAGAUGAUGAAGAAUGCAUAGAAAAUCUUAUAAAUAAUAUAAAAAAUGAAAAUAAAAUAAAAAAUUAUAUUUUAAUAUUAAGAGAAUAUGAAAAUUUAUGUAAUGCUAAAAUUUAUAAUUGUGUAAAAAAUUCAAAUAAUAAAUCUUUUAACAUUGAAGACAAUGAAAAGUUUUUUGAUAUUCCAACAAGAGUUGAAACAAAUGAUAUAUUAAAUAAAUUAAGUAAAAAUAUAGAAUUUGUUUAUAAUAAUAUGAAAGAACAUGAUGUUUUAAUUUUGUUAUCAUAUAGUAAUAAUUAUUUGGCUAUUGAAAAAAUUAAAGAUACUUUAAAUUUAGCAAAAGAAAUAUUUUAUUCAGAUAUAAUAAAUAUAGAUGAUAAAAUAAAAUAUUUAAAUGAAAAAAUUCAAAAUUUUCAAAAACAUAUUCAAAAUAAAAAAGAAAAUAAAGAAAUUGUAGAUAAAAAUUCAUUCUUUUUAGAGUUUAAGCAUUUAUUAUUUACUUAUGAUUUGCACAUUCUUAAUUAUUUAUAUCAACAUAAAAAUAGUGACAAAAACGCAUACAUAAUGAAUUCAAUAACUAAUUUGAAAAAUACUUUAUGUUUUAACACAAAGAAAAAAAACUACAAUGGUUGGUUUUCUUUACUUCUCAAAAAUUAA